Lacerta agilis (Sand lizard) is the source of this 1735-nucleotide messenger RNA. RefSeq names its product matrilin 3 (gene MATN3). The transcript is spliced from 8 exons. The coding region runs from base 246 to 1706 and encodes 486 amino acids. Gene Ontology annotation, molecular function: calcium ion binding. Lineage: Eukaryota; Metazoa; Chordata; Lepidosauria; Squamata; Lacertidae. The record is from RefSeq and is a predicted model, not a curated record.
CCCCCUUCUGAUGAGUCUUAACACUGCGAUUACUGAGAAGGCUACUGAGGGAACGUGGGUGACUCAACGGAAGAAACUCCUGCCUGGGAAAGGGUGGAGUGAACUGACUCUGCUUUCUCCUUGCCCGCCACACACUUGCUCUCUGGCCAGGAACUUAAAAAAUAAAAUAAAACCUGUCUCAAGGAAAAGCACACAGACAGUGUCCGUGAGGCAGAGGAACUGGUGUUCAAACCAAAGCAGCUGAAAUGCUCUGGCUACUCAAGGCUCCUGGCGCUUGCCUUUUCCUACUACUGCCUGCCGUCCUAGGGGUCAGGUACAGGUUUCCUAAGCGCUCAGUUCGGGUAGGUUUACGCUCCGUUCCACUGCAGGGCAAGACAUUCAUUGGAAAAGCUGCAGCAAGGGCCGAUGAACCCUACUCCGGAGAUACCGAAGGUUAUUCAACAGUCUCCUCUACAGAGGAUAUAUGCCGGAGUCGCCCCAUAGACCUUGUAUUUAUAAUAGACAGCUCCCGCAGUGUCCGGCCUCAGGAGUUUGAAAAAGUGAAAACCUUCUUGGCCAAACUGAUUGAAGCCUUGGAUGUGGGGGAAACAGCGACUCGUGUGGCGGUGGUGAACUAUGCCAGCACAGUCAAGAUUGAAUUUAAUCUUCAGAAGUACUUUGACAAAGCUUCCAUGAAGAAUGCCAUCUAUCACAUCUAUCCGUUGUCUGUGGGGACUAUGACUGGCUUGGCCAUCCAGACAGCCAUCAACGAAAUUUUCACCAGAGACGGAGGGGCAAGGGAUUCUUCCCAUGAUGUCCCUAAGGUGGUCAUUAUUGUGACCGAUGGUCGGCCUCAGGAUCAGGUUCAUGAUGUGGCUUACAAGGCUCGAGCCUCUGGAAUCGAGAUUUAUGCCGUUGGGGUUGACCGAGCGGACAUGGAGUUCUUGCGGCUGAUAGUGAGCGAGCCGGUCAAUGAGCACGUUUCUUAUGUGGAGACCUACGGUGUGAUAGAAAAGCUGGCAUCCAAAUUUCGAGAAACGUUCUGUGCUGGGGAUGUUUGUGCCCUUGGGACCCACAACUGUGAGCAACUUUGUGUGAGUAGCGAUGGCUCCUGGCGCUGUGAAUGCUAUGAAGGAUACACCUUGAAUCCAGACAAGAGAACUUGCACAAGUCAGGAGAGCUGUAUACCUGGGACUCACAAUUGUGAGCAAAUCUGUGUGAGUAGCGAUGGCUCCUGGCAUUGCGAGUGCUUUGAAGGCUACGUCUUGAAUCAAGACAAGAGGACUUGCUCACCUAGAGAAAAGGAUGUUUGCACGACUGGAGACCAUGACUGUGAACAGAUCUGUGUCGCCAGUGGUGACUCUUGGCACUGCGACUGCUUUGAAGGGCACACCUUGAAUCCGGACAAGAGGACCUGUUCAAUUCAUUCUUCAGCUUUGGACGUCUGUGCCCCUGGAACCCACGACUGCCAACAAAUCUGUGUUCCCAGUGGCAGUUCCCAUCGUUGUGAGUGCUAUGAAGGAUUCACCCUGAAUGCAGAUAAGAAAACAUGCUCAAGAGUAGCAAGAAGCCGUCUUCCUUCUAUGACAACGGAAGAGGCCUGUAAAUGUGAAUCACUUGCUAAAUUUCACAAGCUGGCCACUUCAUACCUUGAGGCAAUAUCUACAAAACUAGAUGAUCUGUCCAAGAAAUUAGAAGCAUACGAGUAUGGAGCACAGCAUGUCUAGAGCUGAAGAACCAGCUGCAAUUAAAAACA